CAGAAACGCCACAUUUGGCGACAUUCACUAAGCAUGAUUUACAAAUUUUUUCUACCUUGGCUCCUUCUGCUGGAGCAAUGCCACGGGUUCUGGCAGAUCCAAAGCCCAAGGCCGCCAGAGGGGCUCGUGGCGGGCUGUCAGUGCUUGACCUGAGGCAGAGGCUGAAAGCUUUGGGCCUGCGUGUGACUGGAUCGAAAGCCGAGCUGGAAGAACGUUACGAGGCGGCCACGUCUGCCCACGAGGGCAAGAGAGAAAGAGAAGGAGACGAUGGAGACGAGGAGCUUCCGACCUCGCCAAAGCGUGCGAAGGUAGAGGCUUCUCCCAAGAAGUCGCGGAAACCAAGCUCGCCAAAGACGAGUUCUCCCAAAUCCAGUGCAAAGCUGGAGGAGCCCCCUAGCUCGCCAAAGCGCGCAAAGGUAGAGGCUUCUCCCAAGAAGUCGCGGAAACUAAGCUCUCCAAAGACGAGUUCUCCCAAAUCCAGUGCAAAGCUGGAGCCGGAUACUCUAGAGAGGAUGGUUUCGGACGGCGACGUGGGGGACCCUUUGGACUUCGAAGCUGAGCUCGAGGCACAGUUGGAAGGCCUUGGUGACUUCAAGCCGGAACAGUUGGAGGAAGCGACUCUUGCCGACGAGGCCAAAGAAGAGAAACUCGAGCCAGGCCAGGCUUCGGCCGGCCGCGAAGCUCCCGCACUCCAGGAGGUGAACGAGGUGAAGGAGAUGUGUUCGGCCGCCAUGGAGUCGGAAGACCUGCUGCCCGACGAGUACAGGUUGCAGUUAGAGUCGCCUCACAAAGAUUUGAUUGACAUGGUAAUGAGUUCGCACGCCUGGUGGCGAGCGGGGCUGCGGUCCUUGGUGCAAAGCCUCAAUGACCUGAACGAGGUGGACCGCGCGGAGUUGCCCAAGAAGAUGGAUCAGAUGGGAGCCUCGCAGCUGGCCAAGCUGCUGCGUCGAUUCCAGGAGGCCGUGGAGCGUCCGCUGAAGUCCUUCUCGGAUCACCUGAAGCCCGCGCUCGCCCGGCGGAUUCAUGUGGGGACCAUGGACCUCAUGGGCAGCUCACAUGAAGCUUAUCGUCGAACGUUCGAAUUCAUUGAGCUGACGAACACCUGGAACGAUCUGGACGUGCCCACACGCGCCAUCAGCAAGACCUACAGGCAGCUUGAGUGUGGAUACAGAGACCCCUCGAUGUACAAGGCCCUCGCGCGCCGCGCUGGCGAUGCUCGCGACUCCUUCCGGGUGGUGGUGAAGGUGAGCUGCGUUGCAACGCACAUCCUGAGACUUCAGCAAGUUCAGGACUGGUGGCCGAAGCUCUGGCAAGAGAAGUACCAGCACUUGGCGCCUUGCACCGUGGCCUUCCUGUGGCAGUUUCCACCCAGCUGGGUGUACAGCGACGAGGCCUACCAAAGGAUGGAGCGGCUGGUGGAGUAUUUGGCCUCCAACAAGAGUGGCGUCCAGGAGGCGCGCCACAUCGUGGACUUCAGGGACGGCUCGUGGUACCGCGAAGACGUCUACGAAUUCUUGAAGAAGCACCGUUGGUGUUUAGCCUGGUUGCAUUUGAACAAUGCGGACGGUUGGGCGUCCAACCUGCCCUCCGGCUGGACGGACCGAGUGCAGACGACGAACUUCUGCUUCUGUCGGCUCUUCGGCCCCGACGGGCGAACGCAUGGCAUCUAUGACAACAAGUUCUUGCACGAGCUUUUUGAUAGCUGCCCAAUGGGCACCACGAGCUAUGUGCUCUUCGGGAACAAGGAAACGUUGGAGGACAAGUAUCCCGAUCCGGUCCCUGCGACGAUGAACGCCGUCACGUUCAGGACGAUUUUCACCAAGAUGGACUUCGUCGAACGGAUUCGAGAAGUGCGCUACCAGGGGAAGUGCCCCCGGGUGCUCAAUGCAGAGGUCUCUUUUCGCAGUGAAUCCGGAGGGCGAAGUCCAACGGCUUGGACCAGUUUUGAGGAGACCUUGUUGAUCAACUCUUUCUACUUGCGCUUUUCACAGAAGGCGCGGGCGCAUGGCAUCAAAGUGACGUCGCCCGUCUGCUCGCAGUGGACCCAGAAGUACAAGCCAGAGGCACCGAUGGAAAAGCGUUCCUACGAAUGGUAUUUUCCAGAGACCAAGCAACGCCUUCAUUUGGGCCUGCAUGAUGCCAAAGAGGAGGAGGACCUGUGGAUCUUCCUUCGCCAGCUCACCGGUCUGGAAGACCUGAACGCUGCCAAGGAGUUCAUCUGGAACAAUGCUGGGAAGUAUGGCUUGGAGGCCUUCCGCCGUGAGGAGGUCUCGUUGGUCCUGGGCUGCUUCGUGCGAUGGUCCGAGAAGGCUCGCAUGAUGGGUCUCCUGAGCUCCACGAAGCUGCGCGCAGUCCAUAAAGAUGGAAAGAGCGUGGAGUUUCUACUCUCAAACGGCGAGAAGCUUUGGAUGAGUUCGGAGGAUCUGAAGGAAGAAGAAGACCUUUGGACGUGGAUCUUAGAUUUGAGCCGCGUGCCAAUGCAAUCAUUGGUGGGAGCAGAAGAAGCUCGAGAACAUGAUCCCUGGAAGGAUGGCUCAUGGAAGAGCAAGGCCCGUGAGAUGUGGAACCGCCCCGUGAGCGACAAGGUGGAGGUCGUCUCCACGCCGAAACAGGAGGCCUGGUGGGAAGACAUGGCCGUCCGCGAUGAGAAGGCCAACCAAGCCACACAGAGCACUCAACGGUGCUGGAAGUUUGAGCAGGGCCGAUGCCUGUACGGAGAGAAGUGUCGCUUCUCUCAUGGCGAGGUGCCAACUGCUGGAAGUGGUCAGAGAGGCUGGCGGCGACAGUCCUGGGCCAACGGCAAGGUGGACACGCACAACAUGAAAUCUUUCUGGGGCGACGGGUGAG
Molecule: messenger RNA, 2847 nt
Organism: Durusdinium trenchii
Lineage: Eukaryota; Dinophyceae; Suessiales; Symbiodiniaceae
Source: the annotation of a GenBank genome assembly